CACGUUUUAAAAAGAACUUGUGUGCUAAUGGUCCUCUGGGGAUUAGUUCUUCUCUUCUAAUGGUAUUUACUGACCGAUUGAAUAUUAAGGCUAAAACUCAACGUUAUCGCGUAUUGGUAUAUUUAAUUAAAAUUUGGUCCCUGAAAAAAUUAAAUGAGGCAGUAAUCCCUGGUGGUCGAUAUUAGACCUUCAAGUUCUCAUAAAGAUGUGUAGCUUAACCUUUAUAAAACAUUUUACGUGUCAUAAGUUCAUAUCUGUCACGAUAGAGGUUAUAAAAUACAAUUUCUCAAGAUUUUAGUCAUUUUGCGAAAAUGACUGUCUUGGUGAACAUAGUGUUGUUCAUCUGCGUUCCCUGUGCAGUGGCAUACAGGGGACCUGUCACGCCUUUUAUAAAGUCUGUGAAGAGAAACAUGAUGCAUGGUGCAGCUAUCGGGAACAACAAUCCUGAAAGGCUUAUAAACAAUAUCAAAGUAUGGACGGACCUAAGGGAUGCAUCUCGAUCGCUGCUUUCCAAUGCUAUCCAAGAAGAUCGGAAAUCUAACCAUGAGAUUGGGAAUGGCGGCAUACGCAUAUUGGAUCAACAUCAGCAUAUUUUGCGCAAUGUCAGCGGCAGCAAUAGUCGACCUCGACGAAAUCGAAAACUACACUACCAGGAUAUCACGGAACUCCGGCUCCUCUCUAGAGCUGUGGUUGCUAUGGAUGCAACGAGAGAAAAACCGAUUCAAAGAAGGUUCAAAAUGGUCAACAGAAAUCAACACCGAAGAAGAGUCCAAUCAGUCUCACGACCAGAUAAAAAUUCAGCCCCACGCAAAGAUGGAAAUUCAGCCCCAGGCCCCGAUGAAAAUUCAGCCCCAUCCCCAGAUGGAAAUUCAGCCCCACGCCCAGAUGAAAAUUCAGUUAUACGGCCCGAUGACGUGUCUGAGUUGUGCUGGGAUCAUUGGACACACCAACAAAGAGGGCUUGAACUGUUUAGAUUGCACGAGUGGGCAUUCGUUAUGGACGAUGCUCGUGGAAAAGUUCCCCCGGGAAUGUUCGAGGGCAAUCUUCAUAUGAUUGGCAAUUAUGACGAGUGCUUAAGUGUCAAAGUCAACAUGACCGAAUAUAUUGAGACGAUCCCCGACUCCAAAGCGCACUUUCGUGGACGAUAUUGUACGUGUGAGGCCACAAUUGAUAUAUCGUUAGAAGACUUAGGAAUCCCCAUUGAUAUACAGCCAAUAUUCUGGAUUGGGGAAUGUAUGCCUUCUACCUGCAACGAAUCUGAAAUCAAUGCUAUACUUAGAGAGGAACUUUAUGAAUCUGAUGAUUUCUUCGACAAUGUACUUGGUGACAUAUUACAGUUCAACACAACAUGUCCUCGUGAUAUGAAUAUAUUUGAAAACCCCAGACCAUCGGCUGUUGGAGUGUUAAUUGCCAUCCUAUUUUUAACCGUAUUUGUAUUGAUUGGUACAAUAUACGACCAGAUCGUAAGCUUGCUGAGUGAACCUUCUCCGAACAACUCCUCAUCUGCUAUCGAAGAACCUAAUAAAGGACACUACAACAAGGGUUACUAUUCGGAAAAUGAGACGAAUGGAUCUGCAACCAUGUUAGGCUAUGCGACUACAAAUGGAUCUGCCACCGCUAAUGGCUCCGUGACCACGAAUGGCUAUGGGACCGACUAUAAUCCUACCUCAGGACCUGAUAUUUCUCGGAAAGAUUUGCUGCACAAUAUACUCAUCUCAUUCUCAAUACGCCGCAACAUAAAUAAGGUGCUCAACAUGGAUGUGGUUGAGAACGGUGUCCCUGCUUGUAUCAACGGUAUCCGUGUACUCAGCAUGGCUUGGCUCAUCCUUGGCCUUUCUUACAUCCUUGGUGUUCUCUAUGCCGAGACAUAUACAACACAAAACCUUCUGGCUGCUCUGUUCAGAGUACAACGAUUUUCCUUUCAACCAAUACUCAAUGCUGGAUUCUGCGCAGACACUUUCUUCCUCUUGACUGGAGUCAUUGUGACCAUAUACUUCAUGAAGUUCCUGGACAACAACAACGGCUCUUGGAACAUCUCCAGAAUUAUCACUCAAGGAGUUUACUAUGUUUUCCAUAGGUGGUGGAGGCUGACUCCCCUCUACGUUCUGUUUAUAUUCUGUUUCUCGAACUUGUUUGAUUACAUUGGAAAUGGGCCAUUGUGGCCUAAUCCUGAUCCCACUAAUGCAAAUCUGUGUAGGGACAAUGGUUGGGCAAAUGUUCUUUACAUCAACAACAUCUACAAGCCGAGAGACGGAUGCAUGAUCUUCACUUUCUUCCUGACGUGUAGUAUGCAGUUCUAUGUCAUCUCACCUUUGCUUCUUCUUCCGCUCUACUAUUUUCCAGCGAUCGGUGCAGUAUUGUUGUUCCUGUGUCUUGGCAGUAAUCUCACGGCACUUGGUGUAAUUAAUGGACAACUGGAAACAAGAAAUUACACUGAUGAUUUUGCUUACGCUGAUGACUUCUUUCACGAGGUGAUAAUCACACCUUGGUGUAGAGUGGGUCCCCACAUCGUUGGUAUUGCGUGCGGAUACAUCAUCUAUCGACUCCAAAGUCAGAAUAUUGUGAUCAAAUUUAGGGGUGACAAAAUUGCGGCAGUAGCAGGGUGGUGUGUUUCAUUAGUGUUCAUCACAUCGGUCACGUUUGGUACAUACAGUCAGUUCAACGAGCACACUGGGGAGGAAUGGUCCUCCACCAUCAGGGUGUUCUAUGAGACAGUGGCCAUACUUGCGUGGUCGCUUGGAGUUGGCUGGAUUAUCGUUGCGUGUUCUAUGGGAUACGGAGGUAUAAUUAAUUCCAUACUUUCGUGGAAAGCAUGGGUGCCACUGAGUAGGCUAUCAUUCGCUGCACACCUCACAUACCCAUUGGUCAUGUUCUCAUACAACUACCAGAGAAGGAGUCUAAUAUACGUCAGUGAUGCUAACAUGGUUUACUUUUUCCUGGGCCACUUCUGCCUCACGUACGCCGUGUCUCUAGGCUUCACACUUCUCAUCGAGUUACCCACCCGUCAGCUUGAAAAGGCCUUCCGAGAAUAUUUCACCGCAAGACGAAAUUUUGCCGACCUGAAACAAGUUAAUUCUAUUGGAAACCACCAGGGUGAAUUUAGAGGCCAACAACGCGUGUAUGAUGGAAAGACACCAAGUGUUAAGAGUGACAUGACUACACAUCUGUGAUAAUUCUGUGACAUUGACCGUUUAUGACAUAUUAGAGAUAAUUCGUAACUCAUUUAAGUUAUAAAUCCCUUAUGUUUAUAACUUAUAAUUUGUUGGUGUACUACGUUGUAAUUUGUCGCGUAGCUCUUUAGAUACGUCUGUAAAUAGCCGUUGAUUAUAAAAUGUUGUGUAUAAGUGCGUAAAUCCUUAUCUAGUUUAGAUAUUAUUAUUGGUCUGGAAACACUGUGAUAACUGACAUAAAGUCAUAAUAUCCCUAUUUACACUACACGCGACAUUCCAAGACGUCUUGGUUAAAACGUCUUGGUUUUAGAAAAAUUAUGUUGAGUUUACACCACCAUUUUCAAGAUGUCUUACGAAAUAUGAUUCAGUUUACACCUGUUUUUCUAAAACGUCUUAGAGAUAUGUAGGUAUACAUGUAAAAUGAAAAAAGCAGUUCAGUACUGGUUGAAGGACGGUUCCGUCAAUAUAGCU
Messenger RNA from Owenia fusiformis, 3641 nucleotides. NCBI's taxonomy places the organism in Eukaryota, Metazoa, Annelida, Polychaeta, Sabellida, Oweniidae. The record is from the annotation of a GenBank genome assembly.